Mycotypha africana is the source of this 1188-nucleotide messenger RNA. RefSeq lists its product as uncharacterized. The transcript has 3 exons. Bases 354 to 1046 code for a protein of 230 amino acids. NCBI's taxonomy places the organism in Eukaryota, Fungi, Mucoromycota, Mucoromycetes, Mucorales, Mycotyphaceae. The record is from RefSeq and is a predicted model, not a curated record.
AGUGAUCCAAACGAACGCGAUCUCCCUGUUGUUCUUUAUUGUUCGCCUGAAUUAUUCAUAGAAAGGCUGACCAAAUUCAUGGACCUCAGGUACAAAACGUUACUUGAUCCUUCUUAUGCAAAUUACGACAUACGUGGUCAAGAUUGGGAAUUAGCGCUCGCAUAUAUCCAACGGUUCACGCAUAUAGUACAACAUGCUUUACAACAACUGACAAUAUCAUCCACUAUCUACUCGAAGCUGCGCAAUGUGUUUGAAAAUUUACGCAAACAACAUGGUAAAAUGACAGAGAAAUUCUUUACAAAUUGACAAGCUUAAGCCGAGAGAGAGAGAGAGAGAUAGAGCUCGUAAAACUGAUGUCAUUUAUUCGAAUAGACUGGCGAUUACAAGCUCUAUGGUAUCCUUUAAUGCGCAGUCUGAUUGAUAAGCCGCUUCCUGUAACGCGUGAAUUUAUUGAUAUCACAGGAGGGUUGAAUGGGUUAUUUACGCUUGCAAACGAAGAAGAUGGCGAAAACUCAUCAGUAUCGAAUAAAGGAAGCUACGAUAACGCGCUUUUGGCAGGUUGGUGCGAUGUUUUUCAUACUUGCGGAUUAUCCACUGGUUUAACGGACGAUCUUUUCAAGAACACUCAAUAUUCAACGCAAUGGUCGUAUAAUCUCGUAUCCUUAUGGACUCAUCCGUCUGAAUGUCAAAUUAUUUCAGAAUGCUUUAGAAGAGUCCUAUAUCCAGCUCAUUCUUUGGCCGUACCCGCAGAGUACAAGAACUUGUUACAGUAUUUUCUUGGAAGACUUUACGAUUCUUGCGAAUUUUCUACCAUCAUGAACAAUCACGAUGACCACACAAUUAUACCUUUUGUUCAAAAACUCAGAAAUGAAGAUACCAAAGCCUAUUUUAUUGUAUUGCAUGUUAUCCAGUUAUUAUCAGUACAAUUGAAGUCUUCUACUAAUGAUGCGGCUGACAAGCAUGGCAAGUAUUAUGUGGCCAACUUGGUCAAGAUGUUACAGGUAAUAUGUUCAAUAUGUUCGAACAAGCUCUUUCUUUUAGCGUAGACUAACAAAAAAAAAUGCGCUUAUGAUUAUGCGCGUCUUUUUCCAUUAGGAUCUCACUCACUGGGGCGAAAUAAGUAAGAGAGAAAAUCAGCCACGCUCGUACUCCGCAUUAAAGGAUCUUAUUGUAAAAGGAAGGUUUAAA